AUGGCUUCUGCUUCAAUCACCUUCAAAACUGUUUUGCUGUCAACCAUUCUUGCUGCUGUCUUGGUGAAUUCGUACCGUUUCGAAGUUGGAGAUGAGAAAGGGUGGAUUAAACCAACUGGAAAGGAUCCUCAGACAUACAAUCAAUGGGCUGCUAAAAACAGAUUCCAUAUUGGAGAUACAGUUUAUUUCAAGUACAGAAAUGACUCAGUUCUGGAGGUGAACUCUGCUGAUUACUUGAACUGCAACACUUCAAACCCUAUGUCCAAAUUUGAAGAUGGAAACACAGUUUUCCAAUUUGAUCGUUCGGGGUUCUUCUAUUUCAUCAGCGGGCAGUCUGAUCACUGCAAAGUUGGUCAAAAGAUUAUUAUUCGAGUGAUGCAUCCCUCUGAAGUGGAGUCACCUGGGCCAGCUCCAUCCCCGGGAGGAGCUGGUGGUGGUUGGGAUUCAGACAACUGGGAACCACCGGGCAUUAAUUCUACCACCAAGCUCUAUGCUUUGUCUUAUUUCACGACUGUUGUGACAGGCCUGUUUAUUGUUCUCUACUUGUUCAUGUAA
This is a messenger RNA of Fraxinus pennsylvanica, 555 nucleotides long. NCBI's taxonomy places the organism in Eukaryota, Viridiplantae, Streptophyta, Magnoliopsida, Lamiales, Oleaceae. The record is from the annotation of a GenBank genome assembly.